AUGAAGUUCUCCGCUGUCACCCUUCUCACCCUCGCCACCGGCAUCAUGGCCGCUCCCGUCCCCGAGGCCAGCUACGAGGUCGCUCCCAGCAACCAGUACGAGGCUCCCAAGCCUCACCAGCCCACCAAGCCCAAGGCCGAGAAGCCCAAGAAGCCUGCUUACCACGCUCCUCAGCCUCCCAAGCCUCACCACGAGAAGCCCAAGAAGCCCCACCACGACAAGCCCAAGCACUACGCUCCUCCCCACACCGAGAAGCCCAAGGUUCCCAAGAAGCCUGAGUACAAGAAGCCUCACGUUGAGAAGCCUAAGAAGCCUCACCACGAGACUCCCAAGAAGCCUUCUUACGAGAAGCCCAAGGCACCCAAGCCUCACCACGAGAAGCCCAAGAAGCCUCACCAUGAGACUCCUAAGAAGCCUGCCUACGAGGCUCCCAAGCCCAAGAAGCCUGAGCACGAGAAGCCCAAGAAGCCUUCCUACGAGGCUCCCAAGCCCAAGAAGCCCACUCACGAGACUCCCAAGAAGCCUUCUUACGAGGCCCCUAAGCCCAAGAAGCCCACUCACGAGACUCCCAAGAAGCCUGAGUACAACCAGCCCAAGAAGCCCCACCACGAGACUCCCAAGAAGCCUCACCACGAGACCCCCAAGAAGCCCUCCUACGAGGCUCCCAAGCCCAAGACUGAGCAGCCCAAGAAGCCCGCCUACGAGGCCCCUAAGCCCGCCCCCAAGAAGGAGUCUUACACUGCUCCCAGCUACUAA
Molecule: messenger RNA, 756 nt
Organism: Fusarium coffeatum
Lineage: Eukaryota; Fungi; Ascomycota; Sordariomycetes; Hypocreales; Nectriaceae
Exons: 1
Coding region: 1-756 (251 amino acids)
Source: RefSeq, a predicted model, not a curated record